ACCCAACGAACGGUCCAGAUCUGGUCUUCCUCCUUUCACGAAUCACUCCAUCUUUCACACCCACUCCCUUAUAUUUAUUUAACCCCUUUCCAUUUUCCUCGCUUUUCACUUCUCUAACCAAUUUCCCCUUUCUUUUCUUCAACCUCUCCAUUCUCAUUCCAAUCCUUCUCUCUGUAGUUCUUUUCCUUUUUUACUUGGCGAUUCUACCAGCGUUACCGUCUUCGCUUCUGAUCUCUCUCAAGUCUAUCCAAUGUCGACCGAGAAGGAGAGGGAGUCUCAUGUUUACAUGGCCAAGCUCGCUGAGCAAGCCGAGCGCUAUGAAGAAAUGGUUGAAUGCAUGAAAAAAGUUGCAAGACUUGAUUGUGAGCUGACUGUGGAGGAGAGGAACCUUCUGUCUGUGGGUUAUAAAAAUGUGAUUGGUGCUAGGCGAGCUUCGUGGCGCAUUAUGUCAUCCAUUGAACAGAAGGAAGAGACUAAAGGAAAUGAGAAUAAUGUUAAAUUGAUUAAGGGUUACCGCCAGAAGGUAGAGGAGGAACUUGCUAAUAUCUGCAACGACAUUCUGUCUAUCAUAGACAAGCAUCUGGUCCCAUCUUCCACCUCCGGAGAAGCCACUGUCUUCUACUACAAGAUGAAAGGUGACUACUAUCGCUAUCUAGCUGAGUUCAAGACUGACCAGGAAAGGAAGGAGGCAGCUGAACAGUCACUCAAGGGUUAUGAGGCUGCUUCUGCCACUGCAAACACAGAUCUGCCUUCAACUCACCCAAUUCGUCUUGGUCUUGCACUUAACUUCUCUGUUUUCUACUAUGAGAUCAUGAAUUCUCCUGAGAGAGCUUGCCAUUUGGCCAAACAAGCUUUUGAUGAGGCAAUUGCAGAGUUGGAUACCUUGAGCGAGGAAUCAUACAAAGACAGCACACUGAUUAUGCAGUUGUUGAGAGACAACCUUACUCUUUGGACUUCUGACUUGCCUGAGGAUGGAGGUGAGGAUAACUUUAAAAGUGAAGAAUCCAAACCUGCAGAAGGAGGAGAGAGCCAGCAUUGAUGAAAACUGAGAAUCCUGCCCAUGGCAAGGGGAGGGUAAAGUACUUUGCAGAAGUGGCUUCUUUUAUUAGCUUUUCUCAAAAGGGGAUUGAAUCAACUUGAACGAAGUAGACAGUCCUUGAUGUUACAGUCUUUUUGCAGUCCACCAAAGCCUGACGAUAGAUUGAUCAAUUGCUCUUCCAUUUUUGUUGUUCCUCUAUUUGUCUUUUUGAUAUUUUUCCCCUUUUCUAAACAAAUUUCUCCUUUUCUUUCCUUUGCUUUAAUGUCUAUUAAAUAUUUUUCCUUGUAGAAACCUUUUAUGAAAUGAUGAAAUAUUUCUCAUUAUGCCGUUAGAUGUUGUUGCCUACGAGCUUCUUUGGGAGAAAUUCAAGCCUUUUGAACUCAAUACACUUAGUUUUGGGUUGUUGUUUUUA
Jatropha curcas is the source of this 1451-nucleotide messenger RNA. RefSeq names its product general regulatory factor 12 (gene GRF12). The record is from RefSeq and is a predicted model, not a curated record. Lineage: Eukaryota; Viridiplantae; Streptophyta; Magnoliopsida; Malpighiales; Euphorbiaceae.